GCUCAACAAUUCACAAGGAUAGCUUAACAUAUACGCUCUACUCAUAAAGCCCCUUACUCUAUAUCGAUUAUACAAUGGCCAAGUUCCCCCACGAAGCCGUCUUCGAGGCCGCCUACCAGGCUGGCGAAAUCCCGGGCGUGGCCCUUGUGGCCGCUGAUGCCACGGGGAAGUUUAGAUAUGAGAAAUCGUUUGGCAAGACGGCUCACGGGGAGCCAUUCAAGACAGACAGUGUUGUGUGGAUGGCGUCCUGUACGAAACUUAUAACAUCCGUAGCGGCUUUGCAACAAGUCCAACGAGGACAUAUUGGCUUAGACGAGGAUGUUGGAAAAGUGCUCCCGGAAGUCGCCGCGUUGAAGGUAUUGAAGGAUUUUGAUGCGGAAGGGAAGCCUAUUUUUGAAGACCGAAAAGAGCCAGUCACUUUGAGAACCCUACUUUCCCAUUCCAGUGGACUCACCAUGGAAAUGUUCUCCCCUAAGCUCCAGCAGCUAGAAAAAUUCACAGGUCCUCCUACGAGUCCUCCCAAGGAUCUCGUGUCCGAGUUCUCACGACCGCUCGUUUUCCAGCCUGGAAAAGGCUGGCAGUACGGCACAAGCAUAGACUGGGCGGGUAAACUCGUCGAGCGGUUUUCUGGACUGUCCCUUGAGGAAUACAUGAAGGCUAACAUCUGGGACCCGCUUAACAUGCAUCACAUAACCUUUGCUCCUAAUUCAAGGCCGGAGACGAAGUCGCGUAAGGUGGGGAUGACUCUCAGGGACAAGGACGGAAAGUUACAUCCGACGACAGAGGGCUACCUGUUCCAAUACGGGGAUAGGGAGGAUGCGUACGGCGGAGCGGCAGCUUGGGGAUCCGCAGAGAGCUAUCUGAACAUACUACAGAGCCUAUGCGCAAACGACGGCCGGGUCCUGAGCAAGGAACUCGUCGACGAAAUGUUCCGACCGCAGUUGGGACCCGAAGGCAAGGAGACUUUGAACCAUAUACUCCAUUCCGACGAGGAGUCCCGACGGGUUAUUGGUAACACGUUUGAUAUAGACCACCAGGUGAUGGAUUACGGACUCGGCGGAGAGAUCGGCCUUGAAGACGAAGUUGGCAGAAGACAGGCCGGGACUAUGUCUUGGGGUGGCCUGCCGAAUUUGAUCUGGUGGAUUGAUAGAAAAGGCGGCUUGUGUGGCGCGUUGUUCACAAACCUGAUACCGAUAGGAGACGCGAAGAUUAUCGAGUUGAUGACGCAGUUUGAGCUGUCGGUCUAUGAGCAGUAUGAAGAAUAUGAGAAGCAGUAGUUUGGCGGUUCUCCUGGUCAAACAUUGCUCUAUGUAAUCUAAAGCGAAUUACGUAUUAAGUAGUUCAAUCAAUAUCGUUGACUACCACGGUGAAGUUCAUUACAGCAUCCGAUAUUUCGGAUGUCUGUAAUCAUCGCAUGUUUUAAUAAUUGAGGUCGUUAUUGACUACGUGUGUAUUUUACGAAGAAGUAACUUAUCUCGACGUUGUGGACGGAAUGAAGUUCAUAAAGAAUUGUUAGAUACC
This is a messenger RNA of Daldinia vernicosa, 1521 nucleotides long. RefSeq names its product beta-lactamase/transpeptidase-like protein. Bases 75 to 1277 code for a protein of 400 amino acids. NCBI's taxonomy places the organism in Eukaryota, Fungi, Ascomycota, Sordariomycetes, Xylariales, Hypoxylaceae. The transcript is spliced from 2 exons. The record is from RefSeq and is a predicted model, not a curated record.